Molecule: messenger RNA, 1959 nt
Organism: Saccharomycopsis crataegensis
Lineage: Eukaryota; Fungi; Ascomycota; Saccharomycetes; Ascoideales; Saccharomycopsidaceae
Gene: NOT3
Product: CCR4-NOT core subunit NOT3
Exons: 3
Coding region: 1-1959 (652 amino acids)
Biological process (GO): regulation of DNA-templated transcription; nuclear-transcribed mRNA poly(A) tail shortening
Cellular component (GO): nucleus; P-body; CCR4-NOT core complex
Source: RefSeq, a predicted model, not a curated record
AUGGCCCACAGAAAGUUACAACAGGAGGUGGAUCGUGUGUUCAAGAAGAUCAGCGAAGGUAUGGAUUCCUUCAAUGAAUCUUACGACAGGCAUGAAAUGAGCACGAAUCAAACGCAACGAGAUAAGCUAGAGAGUGAUUUGAAAAAAGAAAUCAAGAAACUUCAAAGGUUGAGAGAACAAAUCAAAGUAUGGCAAACGUCUAAUGAAGUCAAGGAUAAGGACACACUUUUGAAGUAUCGUCAUCUUGUGGAAUCAGCAAUGGAAAGGUACAAACAGGUAGAAAGAGAUUCCAAGACAAAGGCUUAUUCGAAAGAAGGGUUGUCACAGCCAGAGCAACUAUCACCCGAGGAAAAAGCAAAACAGGAUACGAUAGAAUAUGUCAAGGAUGUUUUAGAUCAAAUGCAGAUACAGACGGAGGGUAUUGAAGCUGAAAUCGCAAAACUUUCGAUAAGUGGUAGAAAGGCUAAGAAAGGGGGAAUGGGGCCAAAGGACCAGGAAAGAAAGUCGGAAUUAGAUGAUUCUAUGGAUAUGUUCAAAUUACAUCAAGAAAACCUCGAGCUUGUAUUGCGAUUAUUGCAAAACGGAAAAUUGGAGCCCGACUCGCUUGGCGAAUUGAAGGAAGAUAUCCAAUAUUUCCUUGAGAAUAAUCAAGAUCCAGAUUUCAUGUUUGAUGAUUCGAUAUAUGAGUCUCUAGGAUUAGAUGAAAGAGACCAAGUAUUAGCCCAUGAUGUCAAGAGUGCCUUUGAUAUCAUCAAUGGCGACUCAAAUAAUAAAGAAGAAACUCAAACUGACCACAAUUCUUCUUCUCUGAUAUCGCACUCCAAUGGCAAAAAUUCAAUGGUAAAACGGAGCAUAAGUCCCGCUUCUCCUCCUAUCACGAAAAAAAUACCAACUUCAUCAUCCUCGUCGUCAUCAUCAACAACAAUAAAGACUACUGGAACACUUCAUUCAAGUACGUUUUUAACAAGCCUACCGCCAUCUGCUACGCUGUUGAAGCCUGCUCCACUCCCUAGCCGACCAGUCAAUGAAAAGAAAUGGGCUGAUGCAGCAGCAACAUCAGCACUGAAACUUGAGCAGAAGCAAUCUCCAACUUCUAUACCAUCCAAAACAACGAUUAGUUUAUCUAAACCACCAAUCAUUGGUGAACUCAAUAUCAUUCCUCAAAAUGCGCCAACAUCAUCAUCAUCAUCAUCAUCGUCAUCUCCAAAGAUCACUUCUCAAAAUUCAAAACUUUUGUCUGACACUGCCACCAGUGAUCCAAAGUCGACCGCCCCAGCAAUGCUAUCAACUGCAACAACUGACACCAUAAUUACUAGCCAACUAGAUAAAAUUGUGACGAAACAGGAGCAAGAGCCAUUAUCUCCAAAUGAAAUUAAGCUCACGAAAGAUCCAUUGGUAGCUUCUCUUACACCAGGUAUGCAAAGUUUUGUCUAUUCAUUCAUCCAAGUUAGAAAUGAUAAUAAGAGGAAGAAACAAUCAGAGACUCCAUCAGCUGUGAAUUAUGGCACCAUUUCCAGCUGUAAAGACUUGAUGGUAAACCCAAGAAAGGAUUUGGUACUUGGUCUUAAUUUGACGCUCCAUCCAAAUGAAAUAUUAAAACUCAGCUCAGAAUGGGACGCAUUUAGAUCAACUUUCAAUUAUGAUUUCAGUAAAAAUCCAAUCAAAAUCAUCGACUUGGAUUUGAUUUUAUCGAAAGCUGAUCCUCUUAUUCUAUUCUUUGGUUUCUAUUAUGGGUUGUCAGAAUCCGAAAGAAACAUUGCCAAAAGGGGUUUAUUUUUGAAAAACUGGAGACUAUAUAAAAACCAGGCUUUCUGGUUUUUGAAAGCAGCCCCAUCCUCCUCCUCUGGUGAGAACUUUGAAGUCUCUAAUUACGAGGUGUUUGAUGCUGGAAACUGGAGUGUCAAAGUGUUGACCAAUUAUCAAUUAGACUUGACGCAAUUGACACCGGUUGAUCUAUGA